GCUGCCGCCGGGCUCGCGCGGUCCGCUCCCGGCUCCGCGGCCUCGGCCCUCGGCUCUCCGCCUCCGCCCCCUCGGACUCCCGCCCCUCCGCUCACCCCGCUCCUGCCCCGGUGCGGCUCGUUUCGCAACCGCUCGCCACUUGCCCCGUGCCCGGCUGUUUUUUCAUUCCCGGCCCCCACUUCUGGAGUACUUUGCCCCUGCAUUUGGGGAGAGGGGCUGGAAGACGGGCUGGUGGCGCGUCCUGAGGAGAAGGAGGAAGCGAGGCCCGCAGGAGGCGGCGGCUCGGCGGACUGUGGGGAGGGGACCCCACGCCACCCUGUCUGGCCGUCUCCCCGGCCGCCCCGCCCCUGCGCACACUCCCUCGCGGGCGAGCUACUUUCGGACGAGGAAAGUGAGGGCGGCCCUGGGUGACAGCGCCGCGGGGCCAGUCCCGGGCUUAGCCGCGCGUCUGCUCGCUCUCGUCCGUCGCUCUCCCAGCCGGGGCGCAGCCCGGACCGAGGAUGGCUUCGACCACAACCUGCACCAGGUUCACGGACGAGUAUCAGCUUUUCGAGGAGCUCGGAAAGGGGGCAUUCUCAGUGGUGAGAAGAUGUAUGAAAAUCCCUACUGGACAAGAAUAUGCUGCCAAAAUUAUCAACACCAAAAAGCUUUCUGCUAGGGAUCAUCAGAAACUGGAAAGGGAAGCUAGGAUCUGCCGUCUUUUGAAGCACCCUAAUAUUGUGCGACUUCAUGACAGCAUAUCAGAAGAGGGGUUUCAUUACUUGGUGUUUGAUUUAGUUACUGGAGGGGAACUGUUUGAAGAUAUAGUGGCAAGAGAAUAUUACAGCGAAGCUGAUGCCAGUCAUUGUAUACAGCAGAUUCUAGAAAGUGUAAAUCAUUGUCACCUAAAUGGCAUAGUUCACAGGGACCUGAAGCCUGAGAAUUUGCUUUUAGCUAGCAAAUCCAAGGGAGCAGCUGUGAAAUUGGCAGACUUUGGCUUAGCCAUAGAAGUUCAAGGAGACCAGCAGGCGUGGUUUGGUGUCAUUCUCUAUAUUCUACUGGUGGGGUAUCCGCCUUUCUGGGAUGAAGACCAGCACAGACUCUACCAGCAGAUCAAGGCUGGAGCUUAUGAUUUUCCGUCACCAGAAUGGGACACAGUGACUCCCGAAGCCAAAGACCUCAUCAAUAAAAUGCUAACCAUCAACCCUGCCAAACGGAUCACAGCCUCAGAGGCGCUGAAGCACCCAUGGAUCUGCCAACGCUCUACUGUUGCUUCCAUGAUGCACAGACAGGAGACUGUAGACUGCUUGAAGAAAUUCAAUGCUAGAAGAAAACUAAAGGGUGCCAUCUUGACAACCAUGCUGGCUACGAGGAAUUUUUCAGCAGCCAAGAGUUUGUUGAAGAAACCAGAUGGAGUGAAGAUAAACAACAAAGCCAACGUGGUAACCAGCCCCAAAGAAAAUAUUCCCACCCCGGCGCUGGAGCCCCAAACUACUGUAAUCCACAACCCUGAUGGAAACAAGGAGUCAACUGAGAGUUCGAACACAACAAUUGAGGAUGAAGAUGUGAAAGCACGAAAGCAGGAGAUUAUCAAAGUCACUGAACAACUAAUCGAAGCUAUCAACAACGGGGAUUUUGAAGCUUACACAAAAAUCUGUGACCCAGGCCUUACUGCUUUUGAACCUGAAGCUUUGGGUAAUUUAGUGGAAGGGAUGGACUUUCAUCGAUUCUACUUUGAAAAAGCUUUGUCCAAAAGCAAUAAACCGAUCCACACUAUCAUCCUGAACCCUCACGUGCACCUGGUGGGGGACGACGCCGCCUGCAUCGCCUACAUCAGGCUCACGCAGUACAUGGACGGCAGCGGGAUGCCAAAGACCAUGCAGUCAGAAGAGACCCGCGUGUGGCACCGCCGGGACGGAAAGUGGCAGAACGUUCAUUUUCAUCGCUCGGGGUCACCGACCGUACCCAUCAAGCCACCCUGUAUUCCAAAUGGGAAAGAAAACUUCUCAGGAGGCACCUCUUUGUGGCAAAACAUCUAAGGCCUGAAAACCAUUCACAUAUGGUCUUCUAAAUAUCGACAGUGCCACUCUGCAUUCUCUGUUCUCAAGGCACCUGGAAGGUGAUCCUGGGCCGUCCUCUCCUCCUCUUCAUGCAUGUUUCUCGGUGCAUGAAGUUGUGAAGGUCCCACAUGUAAUGCAUAUGUGAUCCGUCAUCUUACCAUGUUCCUUCCUAUAACGUUGUUUACACUCCAGCUGCGGGGAUGCUCCACGCAAACUUAAAUUGCUGUUGGCAACCAAUGGGGGGAGGUCAGACAAAAAAUUCCACAAGAUUCCAAGUACAACUAUUCAUCGAGUUUCUCUGCUUAUGCCAAGAUUUAAC
Molecule: messenger RNA, 2358 nt
Organism: Propithecus coquereli (Coquerel's sifaka)
Lineage: Eukaryota; Metazoa; Chordata; Mammalia; Primates; Indriidae
Gene: CAMK2D
Product: calcium/calmodulin-dependent protein kinase II delta
Exons: 20
Coding region: 501-2018 (505 amino acids)
Biological process (GO): protein phosphorylation
Cellular component (GO): cytoplasm; neuron projection
Molecular function (GO): ATP binding; calcium/calmodulin-dependent protein kinase activity; calmodulin binding
Source: RefSeq, a predicted model, not a curated record